UCUAAAAUUCCAAAUUCUCAUAAACUUGAAUUACCUCAUUCAAUUUUCUGUGAACUAUCCUCUACUACUAUUGGGGUUCUAAGGAACGAAAUUAACGAUAUGGAUUAUGCUUCAUUGAUCUAAUUGAAGUUUACCUUACCUCAUUUGUAUUAAGCUUUGCUAACAAACAUUUAAUAAGGAAGAACACAACUCUAUGGCUUUGAUUUGUACCAUACCUCCAUAUAUUACAAAACACAAAAAUGUCACACCUUUUGAAAUACACAAGUUUGUGAAACAUCUUUGUUCUUUAUCACUUCAUUAUCCUCAUGAGUUUGACCAUUGUUUCAAAUCACAUUCUUUCUAUGCAUCUCUUAUUGAUAAUUCCACCCACAUUACACAUCUUUAUCAAGUACAUAACCAACUAGUUCUCUCUGGAUUGCAACAUAAUAGAUUUCUCAUGACCAAAUUGGUUAAUCAAAGUUCAAAUCUUGGACAAAUUUUUUACGCACGUAAGCUGUUCGAUGAAUUUCCUGACCCGGAUUUGUUUAUGUGGAAUGCUAUUAUUAGAACUUAUUCGAGAAAUAAUAUGUAUAGGAAUGUUAUUGAAAUGUAUAGAUGGAUGAAAUGGGUGGGAUUGCAUCCCGAUAAGUUCACUUUUCCUUGUGUACUUAAAGCUUGUAGUGAGUUGUUGGAUUUCGGUUUGAGUUGUUUGGUUCAUGCGCAUGUAAUUGUUUAUGGAUUUGGGUCGCAUGUUUUUGUACAGAAUGGUCUUGUGGCGUUGUAUGCUAAAUGUGGUCGAAUUGGUAUGGCGAGAAUGGUGUUUGAUAGGUUAUAUGAUAGAACAAUUGUUUCGUGGACUGCAAUCGUUUCUGGAUAUGGACAGAAUGGGGAGCCUUGGGAAGCAUUGAGAAUGUUUGAUCAAAUGAGAAAGACUGAUGUUAAACCGGAUUGGAUUUCGUUGGUGAGUGUUAUGAGAGCUUAUACUGAUGUAGAUGAUUUGGAGCAAGGAAGAUCUCUUCAUGGUUGUAUCAUUAAAAUGGGUCUUGAAGAGGAGCCGGAUUUGCUCAUCUCGCUUACAGCAUUUUACGCGAAAUGUGGAGAGGUCACUGUUGCAAAAUCUUUCUUUGAUAAAAUGAAGACUCCUAAUAAAGUGAUGAUGUGGAAUGCAAUGAUAUCUGGUUAUGCAAAGAAUGGUCAUGCUGAGGAGGCGGUAGAGCUAUUUCAGGCAAUGAUUUCGAGAAAUAUUAAACCAGAUUCUAUCACUCUAAGGUCUGCAGUUUUAGCUUGUGCACAAGUUGGUUCCCUCAAAUUGGCCCAAUGGAUGGAUGACUAUGUCAGAAAGAGUAAAUAUGGAGGUGAUAUUUUUGUUAAUACAACACUCAUCGAUAUGUAUGCAAAAUGUGGAAGUGUAGAAUCUGCUCGAUUGGUAUUCGAUCGUGCUUCUGUUAAGGACGUUGUUAUGUGGAGUGCCAUGAUUAUGGGAUAUGGAUUGCAUGGUCAAGGUUGGGAAGCCAUUUAUCUUUAUCAUGCAAUGAAACAAGAAGGGGUGUGUCCAAAUGAUGUCACAUUUAUUGGGCUUCUCACAGCAUGCAGUCAUUCUGGUCUUAUAAAACAAGGGUGGGAGCUAUUCCAUUGCAUGAGAGACUUUGGAAUUAAGCCUCGCAAUGAACACUAUUCGUGUGUCGUUGAUCUCUUGGGACGUGCAGGUUAUUUGAAACAAGCUUAUGUAUUUAUAUUGAAAAUGCCGAUUGAACCUGGUGUAAGUGUAUGGGGAGCACUUCUUAGUGCAUGCAAGAUUCAUCGCUGUGUAACAUUGGGAGAAUAUGCUGCACAAAAGCUAUUCUCAUUAGAUCCAUAUAAUACAGGACACUAUGUACAACUGUCUAAUCUCUAUGCUUCCUCUCGCAUGUGGGAUCGUGUUGCAUAUAUCCGGGUUCUGAUGAAGGAGAAAGGAUUGACUAAGUACCUUGGUUAUAGUGUUAUUGAUAUCAACGAGAAGCUACAUACAUUUCAUGCAGGUGACAUGUCGCAUCCACAAGCUAAGGAAAUUUUUUAUGAGCUUCAGAGGCAAGAAAGACGGUUAAAGGAGGUUGGGUUUGUCCCACAUACAGAAUCUGUUUUGCAUGAUCUGAAUUAUGAAGAGAAGGAGGAGAAUCUUUGUAUCCAUAGCGAGAGAAUAGCGGUUGCUUAUGGACUUAUUAGUACUGCUCCUAGAACUACUCUUAGAAUAACGAAGAAUCUCCGAGCGUGUGUAAACUGUCAUUCAGCAAUAAAGCUUAUAUCGAAGCUAUUUGAAAGAGAGAUAAUUGUAAGGGAUGCAAAUCGGUUUCAUCAUUUUAAAGAUGGUUUGUGUUCUUGUGGUGAUUAUUGGUGAGGUGAACGGCUCAAGAACCUCAAACCAGCUGUUAAGGAUGGUUUUUGUUCAUGUGUAGGAGACCAAUGAUCUUAACUGAAAAAUUUGUUUUUCAUGGGGACCAAUGACAUUGAUUUGAUACAUGUAAGUGUAACUAAUCCAUACUAGAGGGGCAAUAUUUUGUUGUGUGUCUAUGUUAUAUAUGAAAUAAAUCAAUAUGCACCUGCAAUAUGCAUCUCCGUAUAUUGCUGUCUUUAAUGUUUUAAAUUUCCAAAAGUAAUCAUUUCAGAACUUUAGUCCUCAAAAGUUCUGAAAUUUUAGUCAUCAUAGAACCUCCUUGUUUAUAAGUACUUCAGGAAGGGAAAAAAAAGGCAGAUUGAUUACUGUGAAAAGCAGUAUGUGCUUCUGGAAAGAUUCUAGUAUCACAGUGGUGUCUCCAAAAUGUAAAAUUAUAUGAACAUACUCUCCAAAAUAUACAAAUUAUACAUAUCAUGCAUGUUUCCUUUUUGGUAUUCAUGUCAGUGUGAGAAUGUGUGCAUAUGUAUAUUGGUCUCAAAUAAUUGGGUUUUGCUUUCUUACUUUAUUUUGUCAUAAUUUAAUUUCUAAAAUAGUUUUCAGACUAACUAUUUAAGCCUUUCAGAUGUGGGAAAGAGUUGUUUAACUUCGCAAUUUUCUGAUGGUUCCUUCCCAUUCAAUUUUAUUAUUACCACCAGAAUUGAUUUAAGUCGAGAAUAUUUGAUCCUGUUACCAAAUGCAUUAUGAAUCACUCGGUAUGGAGUAAAUAUUUUUGAGGAACCUUCAGUUUUGAAGAUUGAUUUGAAUCACUCUGAAUUGUGUAUAGCUAAUGUGGACUUGGGUUAUAUGCUAUUGCCUAAUGAAUUUGUUUAGAUGUUGCUUAAUUUAAGUUCAUACUGUGGAUGGAUUUUCUAAUUUCAAUUGCAUCCUCUAUUUUUUUGACGAAAGGAAAGUUUUCUGCCAACAUAAACAUAGGUUCAAACUUUGCUGCCGGUGUGAGGAAUUCGUUGAUGAGUUAUAUAUCAGAAUUGAAUUUGCAACAUUGAAUAGCAUGCUUCUGACAAUGUAAACAAAGAUAGUGGCCUGCGCCCUGCGGAUAACAAGUCUGAUAUGGAUGAAAGUAAAAAGGGAAUUCAGAUUGCCUUCAGCCAACAAUCUUUGCAUUGACGCCCUCAACACAUUGGUGGGCAUUGGGUCAAGAGUCAAGACAGAUGCAGAUUUUGCCUAAAAAAACAAAUCUAGAAUACGAGCUUCCCGCUCAAAAGUCUUGACUAUCAACAUGAAUCAACCAGAGAAAGCAGCCAGUCGAGAUCAAGAUGCUCAAAACUCGGUUCAUGUGGUUCAUCAGAAGAAUCAGUAUCUGCAUUCAGAGGUUGCAAAUUCAACACUGGCCUUGCCAUCAUCUGGUAGCUACAGUUGUUGUCAUGUCAUAAGAAAUAGGAGCAUUUGUACUUAGUUAUUGGAUUAUUGGAUAUGUGUAAUUGGUUUAUUUACUCCAAUCUCCUCUUUCACUUGUAUGGAUUAUUAUCAAAAGUUUUUCUUCUA
This is a messenger RNA of Medicago truncatula (barrel medic), 3892 nucleotides long. Its product is annotated as pentatricopeptide repeat-containing protein At3g12770. Gene Ontology annotation, molecular function: zinc ion binding; RNA binding; protein binding. The coding region runs from base 194 to 2353 and encodes 719 amino acids. The transcript is spliced from 3 exons. The record is from RefSeq and is a predicted model, not a curated record. NCBI's taxonomy places the organism in Eukaryota, Viridiplantae, Streptophyta, Magnoliopsida, Fabales, Fabaceae. Gene Ontology annotation, biological process: RNA modification.